Molecule: messenger RNA, 1102 nt
Organism: Misgurnus anguillicaudatus (oriental weatherfish)
Lineage: Eukaryota; Metazoa; Chordata; Actinopteri; Cypriniformes; Cobitidae
Source: RefSeq, a predicted model, not a curated record
UCGAUUGCUCUGCAAUAGAUUAACUCGCCUGUCCCCGCUGAAUGAAGCCAUCCUCAUUAGCAUAACGUGACCAUCAUAAAACCAGUUGUAAGGUCAAUUUUUAGAGAUCUGUUCAGAGCAGAACAGAUCUGGUCAACACAGAAGUGUUGUGUGUUCAGGAUGGGGAAAACAUGAAAAUGAACUCGCUGUGUAUUUAAAGGCAAUGGCUGAUGAAGAACUGGAGGGCAUUAGACGGCAGCGCAUGGCCGAACUGCAGCAGAAACAUGGGGACCCUUCCAGUGACCAGCAAGGACAGCAAGAGGCCAAACAAAGGGAGACUGAUAUGAGAAACACUAUACUGGCUCAAGUCUUAGAUCAGUCUGCCCGUGCCAGGUUGAGUAAUUUAGCUCUUGUAAAGCCAGAUAAAGCAAAAGCUGUGGAAAAUUAUCUGAUACAGAUGGCUCGCUUUGGACAGCUUGGAGGAAAGAUUACAGAAGCUGGUUUGAUAGAGAUCCUUGAAAAAGUCAGUCAACAGACAGAGAAGAAAACAACUGUAAAGUUUAACCGGCGGCGAGUAAUGGACUCGGAUGAAGAGGAUGAUGAUUGAUAUGAAGGUAUCCUGAGUCAACUGGGCUUUUUGUACUUCUGGGCAAAUACUCUGGUCUGCCUGCUGAUCAGGGCAUAAUCCCGACACCAUCUCAGCCAAAGAACUUUGAUCUGUGGCUGUACAUGAACUCUUUAUUUAAAUAUUUUCUCCAAUUUCACAACAAUUUAGCUCCAAGGCUUUCAGCUCUAGCCCUCGAGAUGCACUUUGCAGAGUUUAGCCCUUACCAUGAUCACUCUUACCUGCUUGUAACUUUCAAGUAUUUCUGAAGACCUUGAUUAUCUUGUUCAGUUGUGUAUGAUCCGGGUUGGAGCUAAACUCAGCAGGAAAGUGGAUCUCGAGAGCCAGAUCUGCUGGUUUAGCUGAUUCUCCUUAUUGUUCUUUGCCUUGAAACACCGGAUUGUAGUAAUGAAGCGACAUUUUACUGACUUUUGUGAGCAUACAGAGGACAUUUCUGAAUAAUUUGAACUGGCAGACAUGUAUGGGCAACUGUUUACAUAAUAAAAGCCUUAAAUGAAA